Moneuplotes crassus is the source of this 4181-nucleotide messenger RNA. The record is from the annotation of a GenBank genome assembly. NCBI's taxonomy places the organism in Eukaryota, Ciliophora, Spirotrichea, Euplotida, Euplotidae.
AAUGGAUAGAGGCAAUACUCCUCAGAACAAUAUUGGGGGAAAAGACAACCUUUGGGAUGUCCUCUCUCAUAAGGUUGAUGAUGAAGCAGCAACUGAAAGAGCUGGUAGUGUACUAGGUAAUAAUGAUGAUUAUCAAAAUAUGAAUGAGAAGUCAAUUUCUUUAAAAAGCAUUAGACUUCCUCCUAUUCGGAGAAGGAAUGUGGAUGGAAAACUGCUCGGGGGAGAAGGAGGGCCGAAUGAUCUUGAUGUCAUUAAAAAGGAUAUUUCUCAAACUCAAACCAAGGGAAACAGGCUUCCUCUCCUAGGUCGACCAGAAACUUACAUUAGUGAUAUGCGUGACAAACUUAGGGAACUCGAAGUCAACAUGAUCGAUAUUAAAGCUGGCUUUGAACGCAAACUCAACCAGAUUCUUGAAGAAAUUCCCAGCAAAAUGACUCGCGAACUCAAGUCCAUCGAAGAGCGUGACAACUUCCAGUGGCGAGACACCAAGAACAAGAUUGGGUCUCAAGAGAAACUGGUUUCGUCGCUUAAGCAGACACUCGACAAGACAGUGUUCGGUCUCGUCAAGAAGGUCGACUCGAUGGCGACACAGGUCGAAGCCAACAAGUUCAAGCUGACUUCGCUUUCGAGCGCAGUUGACUCCAAGAUGGAGGCCAUGGCGUCGACUCACCGACGAAGCGACCAGGACGACACCAGGAAAGGGGUCGUCGAUGUUGAGAUCGGGACGGAUGUGAGACACUUGAAAGAGCAGUUGCAGUCUGAGAGAAUGAAGAGGGAGCAAGACUUUGAAGAGUCUCAAAAACUAUUCUAUCAGCUCCAACAGAAAAUGCAUUCACAGGAGAAAGAAAUCCUUGAUAGACUGAAAGAACACAGAGACUACCAACUUGAAAUGUUCAGAGCAGGGGAAGAAGAAAGAACCAAGGUGCAUUCUCUUAAAGAAGAUAAAGACGAUGGAAAUACAGAGUAUUUAAAAUAAUUACAUCCGAACAGUCGAGCGAAAGCUAGAGGAUGAAAGUGCUUUCAGGCUUAAGAAUGAAGAUGACCUCAGGGAAUGGUUUGAACAAAAAGUAUCCAGCUUACAUCAAAAGAUAAAGAAUGAAGAAAAGAUGGCUUUAGAUAGAGAAAAGAAGAUGAUGGAGCAACUUCAAGAGAGUCUUUCUACAAUUGAUGACAUUAUCACUGGCACUAAGGAGCAAAAUCUAAUCAGUAUUAGUAAAAGUCAGGUUGUCUUAAAUGACAAUAUGAGCACUUUGACUGAAACUGUUCAGACAGUGAAGGAAUCUAUCACCGCUAGGAUGGAUAAUAUUGAAACAGAAAUCGGAGAUAACAGAGGGAAGCUUAACGAUAUCCAAGUGAGCACCUACAAGCAUGCUCAAACAGUCAAUGAUACCUUGGACAAAGAAAUCGGAAGGUUUGAGAAAAUUGUUGGUGCUUUUGAAAAAUUGCUUAACACCCAGACCUCAGAGCUUCGAGAUACCAUCAACAACAAUGAUGAAAAGAUUUCAAAGUGGAAAGUUUCUUUCGAAGAUCUUCAAACUCGGAAACUUCUGGAAAUCCAUUCAGUUAUGAAAGUUCUGAAUAAGAACAUUGGUAAAAGUACGAAGGAUGCCAAAGAAAGAUACGAGUUGACUCAGGAACGGCUCAAAAAUCAUGAAUUGAAGCUAGAUGGCCAAAUGGAAGACCUUCGAAAGAAGAUCGAAGUCGAUGACACUACUCUGGAGGAUAGGGUUCAACUUGCACUCACCAAGCUGACUGACAAAUUCGAUGAUGAUUUCUUAAACUCCAUCAAGGAUUAUAAUAAGGAGAUUAGACAAUUUGUAGAGCAGAAAAAUAAGGAUCUUAGAGAGAAAAUCAGUGAAGAUCGGAUGAAAAAUGAACUCAUGAUGGAAGGAAGAUGCCAAGCUUUUGCUAUAGACAUUGAAAAGAACAUCAAAGAACUACUACAAAUCAUGAAGGCUGAAAAUGGGAAGAAACACCUGAGUUUGAAGAAUGAAAUUGUGACUAACCAAUCAGAGAUCUUAAAGACUAAUGAAAAAUUGAGUGCACAUAAAAUUGAGACAAAAACCUUGAUUGGUAAUAGUGAAAAAAGGACUAAAGAAUGGACUCGAAAAGAAGUCGAUAAAGAUAUUGACCAAGUUAAUAUCACAAUUAUUGAAAAGAUAGAAAGCUCUAGACUUGCUCUUACAACUGAUUUCAAUAACAAACUUGAGACCGAGAAACGCCAGAGGAAUGACAGGAUUGCUGAACUUAAUAACUUAAUGGAGUCAAACAAGAACUUGAUUAAUGAGCAUAUUCGUAACCAGAUUGAAAGUCUCAAAGCUCUUAACAAAGCACUUAUUGCAAAAGAGUCCUCAGAGAGAACAAAAGAAUAUGAGAGGUUACUCAAGAUACUUGGAGAUAGAAUAGAUGGUGUUGACAAGAACUUAAAGAAUAAGAUUGAUGAAGAGACUGAAAAAAUUUCCAUCAGAAUCGAUACAUUCAAAGCUGAAUAUGAAAGAACUAAAGAAUCACACGAGAAGCAUCUUGAAGCUCAUGAUCUUAGUAUUGAUGACAAUGCAAAGAAGAUUGAUGAAAAUUAUGAAGAAUUGACAGAAAAAUUAUAUGAGCUUCAAAAAGAACUAAACUUAAAACUAGACAAAGAGAUUCAACUCAUUAAAGACAAUAUAGAAAUCAGAUCUCUUGUAAAUAGUAUGUCUGAACAGCUUGCUGGAAAGGAGCGUGAGGCACAGAUGGCAUCCUUUAAGUCCCAUGUUUCCAAAGAAAUCACCUUGACUAAUAAGAAGAUAGACUCUACGUCAGACUCUCUUACCACUCGUAUCAACUCUCUUGAGUUAGCUACCACUACAGAUCUGAUCAUCGCUAAGGCUUCUAUUGACGGGCUUGAUGAGAAAUACGAAGAAGCGCUACAAGAAGUUGCUAGUUCAAUCGACAACUACAUCGGAGUAGUAAACGAUACCUCUAACAAACAGUACGAAGACUUUAACAAAAACUUAAAGAGUGAAUUUGGCAAGAACCUCGAACAAAUUCAGGACAUCCUGAAUAACCUCCGCGAUGAAAUUGACGGCCAAAAGGAAAAAGUUAACAGCAUGGAAACCGCCAUUGCCACUGUAGAAGUUGACAAUAAAAAGGACAUUGACAGGGUCAAGGAAAGAAUCGAGAUUGAAAGGGUAGUCAGUGAGAUGGUGUCCUGGGUCGCUGAAGAACGGAAUAUAGAUAACUUCAGAGCUGUAGAUAAUCGGACUAAGAAGAUAAGCAUUCUCGCCCAAGAAGUAGACACAAAAGCUGAAUCUGCUCUUGAAAGUAUUAAAGAAAUAGAGUCUAAACGGCUUGAAGAUAUGGAUAGCCUUCAAAAAGAAAAGGUUGAGUCCCAAAAGCAGGAACAAGAAAAAAUCAAGAAGGCAGAAGAAGACCGUGAACGCCUCCUUAAAGAAAAAGAAGAACAAGAGAAGAAGUAUAAGGAAGAGGAGGAAAAGAGGCGGAAACAAGAUGAGGAUAGGAAGAAGGAGGAAGAAAAGCGCAAGGAAGAAGAAGCUCGCAAAAAGAAAGAAGAAGACGAAAAACGUAAAGAGGAAGAGGAAAAGAAAGAACAGCUCCGCAAAGAAGUUGAAGCCCAAAAAGAAAAGGAAAAGAGGGAAGAAGAAGAGAAAAAGCAGAAAGACAAAGAAAAUGACACCAAAGACAACUUCAAGGUCGACUUAAUCGCAAUGGAGGCUAAACAGAAGGAGAAGUUUGAACAAAUGGAGGAGCAACAAAAGAAAGUAUUCAAAGAUCUAGAAGAGAAACAGAAGAAAGAUAUGCAAGAACUAGAACUUAAACAAAAGAAGGAUAUCGAAGAGCUUGAACAGAAGCAGAAGAAGGAUAUAGAGGAAAUCGAAGAGAAACAAAAGAAAGAUAUGGAAGAAAUGGAGAAGAAGUUUAAAAAGCAGUUUGAAGAUCAAGAAAAAGACACUAAGAAACAGAUAGAUGAUAAUAUUGAAAAGAUACAAAAAAACUUGAAAGAGACAGAGGAGAAGGGAGAACAUGACGUGCGUGCACUUCAAGAAGGAAUGAAGUUGGAUCUUGAAGACUUCGAUACAAAGAUCAACAAGAUGAUUGAAAUGAAUCAACAAUGGAUGAGUGAUACUGAGAAACAGAUCAAGGAUAUGCAGAAGGAUUAAUAAUAUUUUCUAUUUUAAUAAAAA